AUGAGCAGACAUAGGCUAUUGCUAUUGUUGGUGGCGUUGACGGCACUGGUGGUGUUGACGACGGCGGCGGAGUACAACGUGGUGGACUACGGCGCGAGGCCCGACAGCGGGGCGGACUCGGCAGGGGCGUUCCUGGCCGCAUGGAGUGCGGCAUGCAAUGACACGGGACGCUCCGGCUCCCGGCCGGUGCUGCGGGUGCCGGCGGGCAGGUUCCUGCUCAACCAGGCCUACUUCAAGGGGCCUUGUCGGAGCGCCGGCGUGGACGUGGCCAUUGAUAACAACAGCACCAUCUUCGCACCGCCGACAGUGGACAACAGGGCGUGGAUCAUGUUUCACCAUGCCGAUGGCCUGGCGAUUCGUGGUGGGACGCUGGACGGGCAGGGGCAGGAGUAUUGGGCGUGCAAGAAGGCCGGCAGGUGCACCGCCGGGCAGGGCCCCAGAACGCUUGACAUUAGCCAAUCCAAAGGCGUGAUCGUGAAGCAGCUGACACUGCUUGACAGCAAGGAAUUCCACAUGACCAUCUUCGACUGCAGCGGCGUGACGGUCCAAGGCGUCCGGAUCAUCGCGCCGGCCGACAGCCGCAACACCGACGGCAUCCACGCCAGCCACUCCCGCCACGUGAGGAUCCUCAACACCACCAUCGGCACCGGCGACGACUGCAUCUCCUUGGGGCCCGGCACCUCCGACAUGCUCAUCAGGGACAUCAAGUGCGGUCCGAGCCACGGCAUCAGGUGUCACCUUCAGUUGCCAGUUCAUCAUACAUUAUUUUUUGUUUGCUUGUGA
Messenger RNA from Triticum turgidum subsp. durum (durum wheat), 783 nucleotides. The record is from the annotation of a GenBank genome assembly. NCBI's taxonomy places the organism in Eukaryota, Viridiplantae, Streptophyta, Magnoliopsida, Poales, Poaceae.